AUGAUUCCUGGUGUUUCAUCGGCACUGGCAGGCCCUGUCCUUGCAGGUAUGCCACUAACGGACACCCACUUGAGCAAGAGCUAUGCAGUGGUCAGUGGGCACGAUCUGUCACAGUAUGAUUGGGCAGCCCUGAAGGCAGUGGACACGUUGGUGGUAAUGAUGGGGUCAAGGUCCUUGCCGCAACUUAUUGAUGUGUUGAGGGAGGGUGGAUGGCCACCCGAUGCCAAGAUUGCUAUCAUCCACUCAGCAUCCCGGGAUGGCCAAGACGAACUCUAUGGCGACCUGCAAGAUAUCGUCGGAAAGACAAAUGGCCGGGACUUGUCCCCCUCCAUCAUCGUUGUGGGCGGUGCAGUGGCACUGACACACCCAGGGCACCAGUCAUUCAGGCCACAGCUGCAACAGAUGAUGCCGAACUGA
Messenger RNA from Ostreobium quekettii, 417 nucleotides. Lineage: Eukaryota; Viridiplantae; Chlorophyta; Ulvophyceae; Bryopsidales; Ostreobiaceae. The record is from the annotation of a GenBank genome assembly.